AUGGGCAAGGAGAAGACCCACAUCAACAUUGUGGUCAUCGGCCACGUGGACUCAGGCAAGUCCACCACAACAGGCCACCUCAUCUACAAGUGUGGAGGCAUUGACAAGAGGACCAUUGAGAAGUUUGAGAAGGAGGCAGCGGAGAUGGGGAAGGGCUCCUUCAAGUACGCCUGGGUGCUGGACAAGCUGAAGGCAGAGCGUGAGCGAGGCAUCACCAUCGACAUCUCCCUCUGGAAAUUUGAGACGACCAAGUACUACAUCACCAUCAUUGACGCCCCAGGCCACCGGGACUUCAUCAAGAACAUGAUCACUGGCACGUCCCAGGCUGACUGUGCAGUGCUGAUCGUGGCUGCGGGCGUGGGUGAGUUUGAGGCAGGCAUCUCCAAGAACGGACAGACACGGGAGCAUGCCCUGCUGGCCUACACUCUGGGCGUGAAGCAGCUCAUCGUGGGCAUCAACAAGAUGGACUCCACUGAGCCACCCUACAGCGAGAAGCGCUACGACGAGAUUGUCAAGGAGGUCAGCGCCUACAUCAAGAAGAUUGGCUACAACCCGGCCACUGUGCCCUUUGUCCCCAUCUCUGGCUGGCACGGUGACAACAUGCUGGAGCCCUCACCCAACAUGCCAUGGUUCAAGGGUUGGAAAGUGGAGCGCAAGGAAGGCAAUGCCAGUGGUGUGUCCCUGCUGGAAGCCCUGGACACCAUUUUGCCCCCUACACGCCCCACCGAUAAGCCCCUGCGCCUGCCGCUGCAGGAUGUGUACAAGAUUGGCGGCAUCGGCACGGUGCCUGUGGGCCGUGUGGAGACAGGCAUCCUGCGGCCCGGCAUGGUGGUGACCUUUGCACCCGUGAACAUCACCACUGAGGUGAAGUCAGUGGAGAUGCACCAUGAGGCACUGAGCGAGGCCCUGCCUGGUGACAAUGUUGGCUUCAACGUGAAGAAUGUGUCCGUCAAGGACAUCCGCAGGGGGAACGUGUGCGGGGACAGCAAAUCCGACCCGCCCCAGGAAGCCGCCCAGUUCACCUCCCAGGUCAUCAUCCUGAACCACCCUGGGCAGAUCAGUGCUGGCUACUCGCCAGUCAUUGACUGCCAUACGGCCCACAUUGCCUGCAAGUUUGCGGAACUGAAGGAGAAGAUUGACCGGCGCUCAGGCAAGAAGCUGGAGGACAACCCCAAGUCCCUCAAGUCGGGUGAUGCGGCCAUUGUGGAGAUGGUCCCAGGGAAGCCCAUGUGUGUGGAGAGCUUCUCCCAGUACCCGCCUCUCGGCCGCUUCGCCGUGCGCGACAUGCGGCAGACAGUGGCCGUGGGCGUCAUCAAGAACGUGGAGAAGAAGAGUAGGCCCACAGGUGUGCAGGUUACGUGCAGCAUGGCUGUGGCGCAGCCCCCCGACGAGGUGCAGCACAGGCUGGGAUCAGGCCGGCCGUCCUUGGAACGAGGGCCCAUCCCCAACAGGGAGUGUCUGCACAUACCCCUCUUCAGCAGGACCUGUGCCGUGCUAGUGGUCACUGAGAUGGUCUGGGUUGAUAUCAACGUGCUGGAAGCUAAAGCUGAGAAGUGUUGA
Molecule: messenger RNA, 1560 nt
Organism: Orycteropus afer afer
Lineage: Eukaryota; Metazoa; Chordata; Mammalia; Tubulidentata; Orycteropodidae
Gene: EEF1A2
Product: eukaryotic translation elongation factor 1 alpha 2
Exons: 9
Coding region: 1-1560 (519 amino acids)
Biological process (GO): translational elongation; translation
Molecular function (GO): GTPase activity; translation elongation factor activity; GTP binding
Source: RefSeq, a predicted model, not a curated record